AAGUGAUACAUAUCAUUAUGUCGCCGUUUCCUCCCCUUCGUCCAGCUGCGGAGGCCUGGCCCUGAGGCUGGGCCGGUGGUUUCAGUUGUGAUGACCGCGUGAACGAGGCCCCCUGUGCGGUGCAGCUGCAAGCCGAUGGCUUGUGAUCAAGCUGCUCUUGGUCUGUGGCUCACAGUCUUGGGAGCAUCGCCAGCACUUUGCGGAUGUAAUCGAUCAUGGCAGGGCGGCAACUUGCCAUAUGGGGAUGUUUAGGAGGAGGCCGAGAAAGGCAAGUAUUAGAAGCACCAGCAUGCACAACUCCUUCUGAAAGUGGCAGAGAGCAAGAAGUUGGGAUCUGUGCUGGUGGUUUUGGAUUUGCAAUCACCCGCUCAGGUGAUGGACGCAUUCUGGUCAGGACAAGGGCCACGGAAGAUCGUGACGGUGGCGCCAAUUUCUUUGGAGCGCCUUCAAAUGCCCUGUCUCUUCCGGACAGUGAGGCAGCCUCUUGCUGUUCAGCAGGCUACUCACACGUGGUGCUGGCAACAGACAAGGGCAAGCUGUAUGAGUGGCGUGCCAGCGAUGCUCUUGUCCAUUGUGUGAGCGCCGCCCUCCCCAAGGUGCCGGUCACCAUGGUGGCCGCAGGCGAGCACCACUCGCUGGCGCUGGCGGGUGGUGCUGUGUGGGCGUGGGGCGCCGGCGCGGUGGGCCAGCUGGGGCAGGGCAGCCGCAUUUCUCAGGCCCCAAGCCCACUGCUAGUUGCGGGCUUUGGGGCGCGACCUGACGAAAGCGGCAGCACCGCUGCGGAACCGCCUGUAGUGACAGAGAUUGCGGCUGGGGCGCUGCAUAGCGCGCUUAUCACAGAUGAUGGAAAGCUCUUCACGUUUGGUUGGGGCCUGUAUGGGCAGUGUGGCCAUGACAGCACCGAGGAUGUUCUGAGCCCGUGUUGCGUCGCCGACCUGCACGGUGUGCCGGUGCGCCAGGUGGCCGCCGGCCUUUGGCACACGGCGUGCCUCACCUUGGAUGGCGCAGUCUACACCUGGGGCGGCAAUGCUGACGGCCAGCUGGGCACGGGCCUGCCAACGGGCGCGUCAACGCCCCAGCUAGUCGAGGCCCUGCCUUUUGAAGAAGACGUGGUCAAAAUCAGCUGCGGCGCCCGCCACACAGUCGCCCUCACAGGUGGGGGCAAGGUGUUUAGUUGGGGAUGGAACAAGUACGGCCAGCUUGGGCACCCCGCAUGUCCGGCUCACCAGCUGCCAGAAGAAGUUAGAGGCCUGGGCAUUGUCCAGGACGUGGCAUGCGGGUGGUGGCACACUCUGCUUCAAUACAGCGGUUGCGAACCAGACGGUGCUACUGGGACUAAGUAGGAUGUAAUCGAUCGCGCUUGAGGCGGGCUGGCGCGAUGGAAACCCUCAAAUCCCAAAGUCGGUUUACAGCUUUACGUUUGCAGGGUCGUUUGAGGCACGUCGAACUAAGAUGCUCAAAUGAUUUUGGACUAGCACCGUAUCCUAGCACUGCAGCACAUUCGUCCAAUCUGAGGUCAAUAGCUUCCUUGGGCAUGUGACGUUGUCAGCUUCGACAUUCCUCGCUUCAGUUGUCGGCAAGGUCAUAAGGACCCUAUACUAUCGAAGCGAGAUGACAUUGUCGUCGCUCCAAAGAAAGUUCCGUUCGAUGCAAUUUAUUAUAUAAGGUUACAUGCAGUUGCUUG
Klebsormidium nitens is the source of this 1684-nucleotide messenger RNA. The record is from the annotation of a GenBank genome assembly. NCBI's taxonomy places the organism in Eukaryota, Viridiplantae, Streptophyta, Klebsormidiophyceae, Klebsormidiales, Klebsormidiaceae.